AUGGCAUCCGAAAAGAAGUUCCAAAUACUCAUUAUUGGUGGUAGUAUCUCCGGCCUUUCUCUAGCUAUCAUGUUAGAGAAGGUAGGAAUCGACUACCUUUUACUUGAAGCCCAUCCCACCAUAGCGCCUCAACUCGGUGCGAGCAUCGGCCUGGAGCCCAAUGGCCUCAAGAUCCUCGAUCAACUGGGAUGUUACGAUUCCCUGCGUGAGAUCGCGGGCGACGUCUAUUACAGAUGUUCCAUCAGAUCCUCAGAUGGACUCACUCUGUCAGAAACCCAAGGCGCAAGUGCUUCUGAGCGGAUCGAAAGCCUGACCGGCUACCCUUCUACUUUCAUCGACAGACAGAUGCUUCUGCAGGUCUUAUACGAACAGAUUUGUAAAAAGGAAUGUGUUUUGACCGGCAAGCGAGUCUCCGAGGUGCAGAUGGAUGACUCAGGCGUCACCGUCAAGACAUGCGACGGAAGCACCUACGCAGGAGACAUUCUCAUUGGGGCUGAUGGGGUCCGGAGCUUCAUCAGACAGGAGAUGUGGCGCCUUGCUUCUCAAGAAAAGCACAAUAUGUUCCCUCCUAACGAAGCCCAGAGUCUCAAUUCGAACACGAAAUGCAUUUUUGGAAUAUCAAAGCAUCCCAAAGGUUGGCGCGGGGUGCAGCAUGCCGCUUUCAACGAUGGGCGAUCCUACCUACUAAUUCCAGCCCCAAAAGACCGUGUAUACUGGUUUUUCAUCAAGAUGAUGGAUCGCACCUACUAUGGGAACGAUAUCCCCAGGUUCUCAAAGGAAGAUGAGGCGGCGCUCGCAUCGCAAUACCUGGACGAUAGCAUCUCGGACACAAUCAAGUUUCGAGACGUAUAUGAAGAACGCCAGAUUACUACACUUGUAGCACUAGAAGAGCACGUUUUCUCUCGCUGGAACUACCGGAGAAUUCUGUUGAUAGGCGAUUCUGCCCAUAAGCUUCACCCAAUUACUGCUCAAGGCGGCAACGGAGCUAUCGAGACAGCCGCAACUUUCAUCAACACUCUAGUUGCAACUUUGAAUUCAACUUCAGGAGCUCUGUCAGCAGAGGAGAUUGAGACUAUGCUUGCACGAGUUCAGGCCAAACGUCAAAACGUUAUCACUGAAGUUAUGCGGCAGGGGCGGUGGAUGAACAGCCUUUUCUGCCAGCAACUACCUUUCUCCAAAUUGAUGAUUAGAACUAUUGUCCCCUGGCAGGGUGAUAGUCUUUUCGUCAGAGCCUGGUACAAGAGCUACUUGAAAGGAACUCACAUAGAAAGCCUCGAGUUGCCUCGUAGGCUUGUAACCGGUUCAUCAUAUGGGCUUUUGGUCCCGCAAAGCCUGCUGCAUAGCUGGAUGAUGUGGACGACUGGGGCUGUCUGUUCUGGGCUUGCUGCCUUUAUCUUUGUACAGUUCCGCAAGGCGUAA
Messenger RNA from Colletotrichum costaricense, 1419 nucleotides. RefSeq names its product FAD binding domain-containing protein. The transcript is spliced from 4 exons. The coding region runs from base 1 to 1419 and encodes 472 amino acids. Gene Ontology annotation, molecular function: FAD binding. NCBI's taxonomy places the organism in Eukaryota, Fungi, Ascomycota, Sordariomycetes, Glomerellales, Glomerellaceae. The record is from RefSeq and is a predicted model, not a curated record.